AUGUGUGGUUCGGGAGAGUUUGGUACUGGAUCCAAUGAAAGUUGUUACUUGUUUUUAAAAGCUUCAAGUCAGUGUACAACAAAUCUUAUCGUUGGUGAACGGGACACACAGAGUGAAAGGGAUGAUGAUUACGAGGGAGGCGCAGUCAAUGCAGUUCUUAAUCUCCACGACCAAUACAAAUUUGAUUGCUGUAGUUUCAUUUAUACUUGGGAAAUAUAUGUAACAAAUAUAAUUACACCAAUAAAUGUGAAAGUCCAAGCUUGGUACAAUUCAGGGUCAACAUGGACUCUGCGAGGAGAGAAUGAUAUAACUGCCACUGAUGAUAGAAAUGAGAAUGUGAUUGAAAUUUUACCUGGAAACAGAAUUCGUGUCUUCAAUAACGACUAUAUAGGCUUUUAUGAAUAUGCUGGAUCAGUUAUCAUGUAUGGCAAUGGUGAUGACUACAAAACAGCUACAUUCACCACAGACCAGACAACGUUUGACUGGGACACAGCAACGGCAGGCACUAACAGAGACCAUGCAAUUCAUGCCAGGACUACGCCGAGUCAAAUACCGGCUUUCACAAACCUGGAUGAUACUGUUGCAAUAAGUAACAAUGAGGUUGCCGGGACCGUAAUUUUUACUCUCGCUGCGACUGAUAGCGAUCCUGAAGAUGCCAGUAUGUUGACUGUAGCACAUACAGGGAGCACUGGAUUUGCUGCGGCUUUCUUUGAACUUGAUACUACCACUUGGGAAGUUAAAAUAAGAUCUGGUGUUUCGCUUUCCCCUGGAGAUCAUACGAUGACCUUAAGUGUAACAGAUCCAUGUUCAAGGUCAUCAUUUAGUACUCUAACGAUACGAGUAGAGAAUGACCCACCGGUGAUAACAAGUCUGGCCACAAGCAAUUCCAUCACAAUAUCUGAAGACUUAACAGCAGAAACGUUAUUACAUACCCUUAUGGUAACGGACUCAACGCCUACUACGUGCAAGCUAGAUUCCACUGGAGUUCCAUUUGAGAUUAAAACUAAAUCUGGGAGCACGGAUUAUGCCAUAUUUCUGUCAGCCGGUGCAUCAAUGAAUUACGACACACAAAAUGCAUAUAUCCUAGAUUUAUCAUGCACUGAUACGUUUGACGUCACAACGGGCGUAUACACUGUGUACCUUGUAAGAAAUGAGCCUCCAACAAUAAACGGACUACCAAGAGCUACAGAUAUGCAAGAGGAUGUUGUUGUUGAGACAACCCUGUACACAUUAUCUGUAACAGACCCAGAAAGUACUGUUGUGACAUGUGACGUAACAGCAAUUACUCCAAAUACAAAUAUUAUGUUCAUCAAGCCAUCGUCAAACUUUAAUGAAUUUGACAUAAUUUUGCAGUCAAACCCUAGCCUCCAGUAUGACGUAGUGCGAACAUACAGACUUGAUAUUCAGUGUUCCGAUGGUAGGCGUACAGAUGCUGGUGUCUUUUUUAUGAAUGUAUUGCGUAACAAACCACCUGUGUUUUUAAAUCUUCAAAAUGUCACAACAGUGUCAAGUGUCUCAUCUUAUAUUGGACAGAUUGUCUUUGACGUUGAGAUAUCUGAUCCAGAAAAUGACCAAGUCCAGUUUUCUAUGUUUUGUGUACCAUCAACCAAUUGUCCGUUUGAAGUAUACCAUUCGGGUGAAAUAGUUCUAACGCGAUCCAUAGAAGGUGAAUUUGUACCAGCUUAUGAUUUGUAUGUUUAUGUGACUGACGAAAAGUCUAAAACUGGACCUAGGUCACUUACAGUUCAUGUCUUAGAUAUAAAUUACGUUCCCGUUAUAAAAAACUUACCUCUUCCUUCUGCUUUAGUGGUUUCCGAAAAUUCUGUUCUCGGUUUGAGUAUAUUUCAGGUAUCCAUACAAGACAACGACGGUCACGAUACACAUACAUACUCUAUGACGUCAUCCCCGUCAGAUGGAGUCUUGUACUUUGAUAUUGAUUCUGCAACUGGGUUGAUAAGUACUUCUGCCACAACAAAUAUCAAUUAUGAAGCCGUAUCAUCAACAUCGUUUACUUUCACAAUAACAGUGUCCGAUACCAAGGACUCGGCAUCUCAGAACUUAACAGUCACCAUUGCUAAUCAGAACGAGGCUCCAGUAUUUACGAAAACAUCUUAUGCACUUAGCAUUGAUGAAGGUCCGGCUGGCACCAUUUUAGGCGAUCCUGGUUACUUGUACCAGGAUGAGGAUACUGGUGACACACAUAAGUUUUCUAUGAACUGUGCAUCAAAUGUUGGAUUCUUUUCGAUAUCACCUACAACAGGAUUUAUCAGCCUAGCUACUGAUAUUGACGUAGAUGCUACCGGAUCUUCGACAUCUUAUACCUGUACAGUUAAAGUGUCUGACGGUGCUUUAACCGAUAGUGCGUCUUUAACCAUCAAUGUCAACAAUAUAAAUGACAACACGCCAAGGUUUUCCAACAAUCUGUUUACAUAUUACUUGGAUAUUAAUUACCCUCUAAACACUGUGUUUGGUUCCACGGUAGCAACUGAUGCUGAUACCGACACAUUUGGAAAUUUCAUUUAUAGCAUUGACCAAACGUCUUUAGGGACAGAAACAUUUGGAAUUCAAGCAAAUGGAGAUCUGCACUUAAAGAAUUCGUUAACCAGUUAUGGUUAUGGAUCAAGUAAGAGCUUUAUUGUUCAGGCAACAGAUACUGGCAGUCUUCAAGGGACAGCAACAGUUUUCAUCGUUAUACCACAAACUACAACAACCACCACAACUACAACAGACCGACCUGUAACAUUUUGGGAAUACCCUGCUAACCCAGCAUGGGUUAUUGUUGCUGGUCUUCUUGGACUUAUAAUUAUGGUGUUGCCUUGUUUUAUGUGUUAUAAAAACGGAUGUACUUGUGAAUGGAGGGGAAAACCUGGUGACUACCGGGAAAGACUUCAAGAACCAUCUGAACAAAACAAGAAAAAAGACAAACAACCGAAAAUGUAUUCUAAUGGUAGUUGGAAAGCAUGGAAAUGGUACGAACAGCAAUGAAUACAAUGUUUACAGGAACAUAAGUGUAGUAGGAACAGUAGUUAAAGAUAAAUCUUACCGAGUUUAGUGUGUUACCUAAACUGUAUUAAUUGUUUUCUUUGGAAAUCUUACCGAGUUUAGUGUGUUACCUAAACUAUUAAUUGUUUUCUUUGGAAAUCUUACCGAGUUUAGUGUGUUACCUAAACUGUAUUAAUUGUUUUCUUUGGAAAUCUUACCGAGUUUAGUGUGUUACCUAAACUGUAUUAAUUGUUUUCUUUGGAAAUCUUACCGAGUUUAGUGUGUUACCUAAACUGUAUUAAUUGUUUUCUUUGGAAAUCUUACCGUGUUUAGUGUGUUACCUAAACUGUAUUAAUUGUUUUCUUUGGAAAUCUUACCGAGUUUAGUGUGUUACCUAAACUGUAUUAAUUGUUUUCUUUGGAACCUACGAAAAGAAAAUAUUGAAUAAAACUUACAUCAAUAUAUAUUCUUUAAAACUGCUUAUAUUUACAAUACCAUUUGUCUAUUAAAUAUACUAUUCGUUA
This is a messenger RNA of Mytilus trossulus (common blue mussel), 3506 nucleotides long. RefSeq names its product cadherin-23-like. NCBI's taxonomy places the organism in Eukaryota, Metazoa, Mollusca, Bivalvia, Mytilida, Mytilidae. Gene Ontology annotation, molecular function: calcium ion binding. Gene Ontology annotation, biological process: homophilic cell-cell adhesion. Bases 1 to 2985 code for a protein of 994 amino acids. The record is from RefSeq and is a predicted model, not a curated record. Gene Ontology annotation, cellular component: plasma membrane. The transcript is spliced from 19 exons.